AUGUCUACCCUGGUGCCACCCUCGAAGGAGGGUAGCUCGAACGACCAUGAGGAUCUGGCUUUAAAAGAGGCCCGCAUUACACCCAUCAGGCGAAGUGGAUUUCCAAUAGGUCGUCGCAAGUUGUUCGUAAUCACAGGCAUAGCUGGCGCCGUUGCGAUCGUGCUUGCUUUGGCUCUUGGUUUGGGGCUCGGAUUGGGAUUGAAGAAGACGUCGAACUCGAGCUAUGUCACGACAAACUCUUCAUUUCUCCUGGAUCCGAAUUUUGUUGUUACGAGUACACCGACAACCAGAUACUACGAAUUCGUCAUAUCUGAAGCAGUCGGUUCACCUGAUGGUUUCCAGAGAACUAUGUUAGUCGACCAAUUCCCUGGACCUCUUAUUGAGGUGAACAGCGGCGAUGAGCUUGUGGUUAACGUUUUCAACCAAUUACCCAACGGCACCACUAUUCACUGGCACGGUCAACUUCAAAACGGGACCAACUACAUGGAUGGCACCAACGGUAUCACUCAGUGCCCAAUUCCUCCGGGAAUGAAUUUUACCUAUCAUUUCACCAUUAAUCCGAACCAGUAUGGGACGUUCUGGUAUCAUGCUCAUGCAUCUACACAGUACACAGAUGGCAUUUACGGCCCACUUAUAAUUCACUCUCCCAGCGAGCCUAUUUAUGGCCAAUAUGACCGCGAGGCGCUUGUCAUACUUUCGGAUUGGUAUGAUGUGAUGUCUUCCGGAUUGCUCACUCAGUACUUGAGCACUGCUGGGAUCGAUGGCUCUAACUAUGGUGGAGUUAAUCCUGGAGCAGAGCCUCCUCCGGAUAGCGGUCUCAUCAACGGCAAGAUGAACGGUUCCUCAUUCGAUCUUCAACCAAACUUGCGUUAUCGGCUUCGUCUCAUUAAUAUGGGCACACUGACAGAGUUCAUGUUCAGCGUAGACUCGCACGUGCUGAGCGUUGUCGAAGCAGACGGGACAUCUCUUGUACCUGUAGAUGUGCACCGUGUCCCUAUACACGUCGCACAGCGCUACUCUGUUAUCUUGACGACAAAUCAGACAGCAGGAUCGUACAACGUACGCGCCGAGAUGCAGGCCACUUGCUACAAACUCGGUAAUCCCAACCUCAACACGAUGGUGCUAGCUACAAUGACAUACGGUGCCUCGCCAACGACACCGAACUCCCAAGAUUGGUCGGACGCAUUCCCCUCCCUUUGUCUCGACCUCAACAACACAAUGAUUGUACCUCAAAUUCCCAUGAACCCACCCAACAGCACGGAUUCUGUUCAAGUCUUCAUGUCUUUUCAGCAAACAACUCAAUCUGGCGGAACGCAAACGCUGGCAUUCAUGAAUAGCACGAGUUGGAAGCGGAUAGCACAAAUCCUACCUUUGCUGCAGAUGUCAAAGCUUGGGAUUCAGACUACCUUUGACUCGAGCCAACUUGUCGUUGUACACGAUAAUAUCACUGUAUUUGACUUGAUCCUGAAUAAUUACGAUGAUGCUAGCCACCCAUUCCAUCUUCAUGGACACGUAUUUUGGAUUAUCGGUGAAGGUGAUGGCGAUUACUUGUCUGGGGUGUCGCAACUCAAUACGACCAACCCACCGAGACGCGACACGUUGACUCUUCCUGGCUACGGCUGGGUCGCUAUCCGCUUUAUCACUGACAACCCAGGGCUCUGGGCAUUCCACUGUCAUAUUGGCUGGCACAUGGCUGCAGGGCUGCUGAUGCAGUUUGCGAGUCUACCGAGUCAAAUCCAGCAGUUUCAGAUACCAUCUUAUUUGAGUGACCAAUGCGCACAGCAGAGUGGGGGUCUGGUGGUCAACUAG
Molecule: messenger RNA, 1809 nt
Organism: Suillus subaureus
Lineage: Eukaryota; Fungi; Basidiomycota; Agaricomycetes; Boletales; Suillaceae
Product: multi-copper oxidase
Exons: 7
Coding region: 1-1809 (602 amino acids)
Molecular function (GO): copper ion binding; oxidoreductase activity
Source: RefSeq, a predicted model, not a curated record